UUUUCGACCAGUUUGAGCGAUUGGUGCCCGUGGAGCGCGCCUGCAUCGGCGGAGUCGGGAACAGGACCAACUUGUUCGACAUCGUCCGCAGGGAUUGCUGCAGCAUUCCGAGGCUGAGGCUGGCCGGGAAGCGCGAAGGCGUCGAUCCAUGCCCCCUCGUACAAUCCGACAUCAUCAACGGCAUUCCAGA
Ostreobium quekettii is the source of this 190-nucleotide messenger RNA. NCBI's taxonomy places the organism in Eukaryota, Viridiplantae, Chlorophyta, Ulvophyceae, Bryopsidales, Ostreobiaceae. The record is from the annotation of a GenBank genome assembly.